Messenger RNA from Vitis riparia (riverbank grape), 2090 nucleotides. Its product is annotated as GMP synthase [glutamine-hydrolyzing]. Gene Ontology annotation, biological process: GMP biosynthetic process. Gene Ontology annotation, molecular function: GMP synthase (glutamine-hydrolyzing) activity; ATP binding; GMP synthase activity. Lineage: Eukaryota; Viridiplantae; Streptophyta; Magnoliopsida; Vitales; Vitaceae. The transcript is spliced from 6 exons. Bases 161 to 1765 code for a protein of 534 amino acids. Gene Ontology annotation, cellular component: cytosol. The record is from RefSeq and is a predicted model, not a curated record.
CACUUCGUGCAACAGGUAUAUUCAGCCGCCCACUUCCCGCCAAACCCCCAAAACCCUAGCUCUUGUUCGUUAUAAACCCUAGUUUUCCUCCCUCAAACCCGCUCACCUUUCUCGGGACCCAAACACAACGCUGCAGACGACCACGAACCCUAACCCUGCCAUGGACCCCGAGAACGUGAAGUCAAACCUAGUUUUGAUUCUCGAUUACGGCUCGCAAUACACACAUCUCAUCACUCGCCGAAUCCGAAGCCUAUCGGUCUUCUCUCUGUGCAUCUCCGGCACAUCGUCGCUGAAAUCCAUUGUCGACCUCAAGCCGCGUGUCAUCAUCCUGUCUGGCGGCCCCCACUCCGUUCACUCGCCGAACUCGCCGAGCUUCCCUGACGGCUUCGUCGACUACGUGGAGUCGAACGGCGUGUUCGUGCUUGGCAUUUGCUAUGGGCUGCAGUUGCUUGUGCAAAGGUUGGGUGGAGUUGUUAGGGUUGGGGAGAGGCAGGAGUAUGGGAGGAUGGAGAUUGAGGUCGUGAGGGCUUGUGGGUUGUUCGGGUCCAAGGAAGUCGGCCAUAAGCAGACUGUAUGGAUGAGUCAUGGCGACGAGGCCGCAGAAUUGCCAGAGGGGUUUGAGGUGGUGGCGCGCAGCCAGCAGGGGGCAGUGGCUGCGGUUGAGAAUAGGGAGCGGAGGUUUUACGGCCUUCAGUAUCAUCCGGAGGUGACACAUUCCCCAGAAGGUAUGGAAACACUGCGGUAUUUCCUCUUUGAUGUAUGUCGAGUUGAUGCAGGAUGGAAUAUGGAAGAUGUCCUUAAUGAGGAAAUUAAAUUGAUCAAAGGCAUGGUUGCGCCUGAUGAUCAUGUCAUCUGCGCGUUAUCUGGGGGUGUGGAUUCCACAGUUGCAGCUACUCUUGUUCACAAGGCAAUCGGAGAUAGGCUUCACUGUGUAUUUGUUGACAAUGGUUUAUUGAGGUAUAAGGAGAGAGAGCGUGUGAUGGAAACCUUUGAAAGGGAUCUUCAUUUGCCUGUUACUUGUGUUGAUGCCACAGAUCAAUUCCUUAGUAAGCUGAAAGGUGUAGUAGAUCCUGAGAUGAAAAGGAAAAUUAUCGGAAAGGAGUUCAUCUCCAGCUUUGAUGCAUUUGGCCUAGAUUUGGAACGUAAAUUUGGAAAGAAACCUGUUUACUUGGUCCAAGGAACAUUGUACCCUGAUGUGAUUGAAUCUUGCCCACCACCUGGAAGUGGAAGAACACACUCCCACACAAUCAAGAGCCAUCAUAAUGUUGGAGGGCUUCCCAAGGAUAUGAAAUUGAAGCUUAUUGAACCACUUAAACUUCUGUUUAAGGAUGAGGUUCGUGAACUUGGGAGGAUCUUGAAUGUUCCUCGGGCAUUUCUACAGCGUCAUCCGUUCCCUGGGCCUGGUCUUGCCGUGCGAGUUUUGGGGGAUGUUACAGAAGGAAAUGCCUUGGAUAUUCUACGCCAGGUUGACGAGAUUUUUAUUCAGUCAAUCAAGGAUGCUGGGAUUUAUGAUUCUAUUUGGCAAGCUUUUGCAGUGUUUUUGCCAAUAAGGUCGGUUGGGGUUCAAGGUGAUCAAAGAACACAUUCUCAUGUUGUUGCUCUCAGAGCUGUUACUAGUCAAGAUGGAAUGACAGCAGACUGGUACAAUUUUGAGCACAAGUUCCUUGAUGAUGUGGCAAGAAAAAUUUGCAAUAGUGUUCGAGGUGUAAACCGAGUCGUUCAAGACAUUACAUCAAAGCCUCCAUCAACAAUUGAGUGGGAAUGAAGCCAUGUCGGAGGUUGAUGGUUAGAUGGAAAUCGAGUAAGGAACUCUAUGGCCUUAUACAAGUGCAGGUUUUUAAUCAAUUUUAGUUACUGUUAGUGGUUGCCUUCCCAUGACAUGAAAUACAGUUAAGCUCGGCGGGAAGAGAAUUGAGCCAUGUGGAAUUUCACUUUAUUUAAUGCUUGAGAUUGGUGCUCUUAGCACUAUUUCCUAGCUCUCACAAGGUCAUGAUUCUUUGUAUGGACAAUUCCACAAACCCUUUUGUGGAAACUUGCAAUGAUAAAUUAUUAUUCUACCUUUGAUGCUUUGAUGUAUCAAGGAAUUUUUA